UUCGAGCGAAAUGAAUGCCAUAAACUAUAACGAGUUCAACCGGCGUAGAUAAUACGACCGCUCAGUAGACAUACCGGCUAAGCCAGCUAGGCACAACGACAAACGACGCAUUUUGCGUUAGCGGCAACAUUCUUCACCUGAGCAAGUCGGGAAACUGUGGUGAGGGCGCCAUGUUUGGCCUGGACUGCUGCACUCCCGCGGUGCUUACGAGCGCGGCCGUGCUGCUGCUUUCGUGGGUGCUCUUGCUUCGCCGAUGGUUGUGUAGGAGGCCCCCGCCUGGAACGCGGCUGCCUCCCGUAGUUGCUGGAGCUACGCUGACUGGACACCAGGAGAUGCACAAGGUUGACUUCUACUGCAACAUGGCCAUGAAGUGGGCGAAGGAGUACGGACCCGUGUACAGAUUAAGACAGAACCACGCCAGCAUUGUAGUACUCAAUGACUUCAAUAGCAUCAAGAAUUUCUACUCGCGGAAGGAGUUCCUCAACCGUUCCCGGUUCUGGGUCCUGAAAUCGGAUAGGUUCCAAGGCCUCGCGACAAUGAAUGGCGAAGUCUGGAACUUGAACCGAAGAUUCUGCAUGCACACUCUCCGAGAUUUCGGCAUGGGCAAGUCGUACGCAGUGGAUGACAUAGUGGAGGAGUUCCAAUGUGCCUGCGAUCAAAUCGCGAAAGCAGCGGGCGAGCCCGUGGCCUUCUUCGACUGCAUCAUGCCCUGCGCGUCCAACAACAUCUCGGCCAUAGUGUUCGGCCGCCGAUUUCCGUACGACCAUCCGGCGCGCAACCACUUCAACCGGCUCAUCAAGGAGAUGGCGGCCACCGCUAAAUUCCGUCGCAUCUACCAGUUCAAUCCGGGCUUCAUCACGGCUAUUCUGAAGAGAGUGCGCGGUACACACGUCAACCUCGUUCGUGAAAAGGUGGACGAUUUGGCGCUCUACGCAUAUGACAAAAUAAUGGAACACAAGGCAACGGCGGAAAACGAUGUCAAGCGAGAUUUUAUUGAUGCAUAUCUGAAGAAAGUACAAGACAGCAAUAGCGACUCGGAGGCCCACUUCACAGUGGACACACUGGUGGGCAUGGUGACCAGCUUCCUCCUGGCCGGCACCGCGAGCACCGCUGGCAGCAUCCACUGGCACAUGCUCAAGCACGCUCUGGAUCCGGACACACUACAAGCCAGGGUGCAGCGCGAGAUUGACGAAGUUAUCGGCCGAGAACGUCGACCAACGUGGGAGGACCGUCUUCGCAUGCCCUUCACCAUGGCAAGCGUGUGGGAGAUGGAGCGCUGGAAAACAGGCACGCCGCUAGGUGUACCAAGAGAAGCCUCGGAAGACACCGUCGUCGAUGACUUCUUCAUCCCCAAAGGAACAGUGAUCUUGGCGAACUUCUGGGCUGCACACUUCGACCCCAAACCUCGAAAGCGGGAUGAUGUGUGCAACCUGCAUUUUCCUGCGGCGCUCAAGGUCUCUCCAUGCAACCACGUCCCCAACGUCCACGGCCCCGCCAUCUACGGCCCUGCCAUCUACAGACCCGCCGUCCACGGCCCUCUGUACACGCCCCCUCCACCCGUCAUCUGCUCCGGGAGAGAGGGCAACCGAGGAAAGGACCAUGUGGCAGCCCAACAAAGGCAACAACAUGACAGCAUGAAGGACAAGAAUAAGAAGAGCAAGAAGACGUCGGAGCAGCAGCAGCAGCAGCAGCAGCAGCAGCAGCAGCCGCAGCCAAGCAGCAGCAUCCAGCAGCCAUACGCAACAACUACUCCACACCAUACGCAAAGAACUACUCACACGACUAGAGAAAGAAUUAGAGCUAAUGCGCGUAAGGAUGGGGGAUCAAGAAAGAGAAAAUAG
Messenger RNA from Dermacentor silvarum, 1841 nucleotides. Its product is annotated as cytochrome P450 2C20-like. The record is from RefSeq and is a predicted model, not a curated record. Gene Ontology annotation, molecular function: oxidoreductase activity, acting on paired donors, with incorporation or reduction of molecular oxygen; monooxygenase activity; heme binding. The coding region runs from base 171 to 1841 and encodes 556 amino acids. Lineage: Eukaryota; Metazoa; Arthropoda; Arachnida; Ixodida; Ixodidae. The transcript is spliced from 12 exons.